GUGAUCUAGGUGUGUAGGGCAGGUGCAGGGUGUUUCCUCUCACACAGGUGUCUCCAGUGGCGAAGAGUGCGUGUGUUGUUUUCAGUCUCCUCCAACAAGGUAACCAGCAACCUAAAGACAAGAAUCAUGGUCGUGAAGGUCAAAAUCGAAUACUGUGGUGCAUGAGGUUACGAGCCUCGCUUCCAGGAGCUGAAGCGAGAAAUCUGUGGAAACUGUCCUGAUGCUGAGGUGUCCGGCUUCGUGGGCAGGAGAGGAUGCUUUGAGAUACAGAUCAAUGACUUUUUGGUUUUCUCAAAGCUGGAGUCAGGUGGUUUCCCUUACAGUGAGGAUAUUAUAGAGGCCGUUGUUAAGGCAAAGGAUGGGAAGCCUGAAAAGAUCACCAGGAACCGUAAAGAGUGCAUCAUCCUCUAAGGCUUUGACCUGCGAUCCCCCUUACCAUCUCAGCGGAGAUCCUUAUCAGCGUCUUAUUGGUCCACUGCACAACAUACAGUUUUAAAGCUCUUCACUUAUCUGCUUUAAUGCUCUAGUUUUUUUAGACAUAAAUGACUGCCUUGGCUCAAAGUUCAAAAGUUAAGGUAUGAAGCUUCAGUCUCUAAAAACUAAACCUAAGAGUAAUAAAGAAGAAAGUGAAGAGUACACAUUAUAUUAUUAUUUGAUUAAUUUAAAACCAAUGACCAUUUUUGUUAAUAGAAUAAUGAUUUUAUUCAUAUCCUACACACCUAUAGCCUCAUUCUUAUACUUACAACUUUCCAAGCAUGACUUAAAUAUAUAUUUAAAAGAAUUUCAAAGAUAACCCUUUUUAGCGCACUUGUUGUAAUACUCAUUGGGAAAAAUCUGUAGCAUGACUGGGUGUUAUGACAAGAGUUUUAUGACUAUAUGCACACAUAUAUAGGCAUAUGAUUGUAGUGUGGUCAGUAAAGUCAUGCUAUUAGAAUACUGCUUAAUUAUUAAAAGACUAAAUUAAAGUUCUAAAUGUUUUUCAUUCUUUGUAAUAGACCAAUAAUUUUAACCAUAGCCUGAAAUAUAUAUACAAAAUAGAAAUAUAAACGUAUAUAUGAAUCUGUGAAAUGAUUUCUGUGCCCAUGUAAUCAAUAAAAUCCAUAAAAUAAAA
Messenger RNA from Danio rerio (zebrafish), 1111 nucleotides. RefSeq names its product selenoprotein W, 2b (gene selenow2b). Gene Ontology annotation, cellular component: cytosol; plasma membrane. Lineage: Eukaryota; Metazoa; Chordata; Actinopteri; Cypriniformes; Danionidae. The record is from RefSeq and is marked reviewed.